UUACACCAUUUCCUUCCACCGUCUUUCGUGCAAAUCUAGCCACUCUUUUGCCAAAUUAUUCUAUUUUCUUUUAUUGACUCAGAAACAAUAUCAGCUCAGUUUUUUUGUUUCAUUCACCUUAUUUAUAUGGUUUUGUUAGAAACCUUUUUUUUUAAUUAACAAUCUGUCAAUAAAAUAAUAAAUAAAUAAAAAGUAAAUAUUAAUUGAUUAUUUAAAAAAUGUUCCUUUUUUUUUGUACUACGUGGCCUGCAGUUAAUCAGAGAUUGAAGCAAAUCCAAACAGGAGGUAAGAAGUUAAGAGAAACAGAAAACAUAGGAAACAAUUAUCUAGUAUGUAGUAGUACUAGGAAUCUAAGAUAUUUUUGUUUGUCAGGGUAUUACUAUGACAUUCUACUGACUACUAGGUCUAGCAGGGCCGAAUCAUGGGCUUGGGCUUUAAAAAGUGAAAAGAGAAUAAAAAUAUGGCUGAUAUGCAAUGGGAAGUGGUUGUAAACUCCAGAUUCCAGAAAUCCACGUGCGGCUUAAAAUGAUUAGUAUGAGUAUUGUGUAGAAGAAUACUAGAAUGUGUUCAUUGUGUUGUGAAGAUAGAUAGUCCUGAGUCCUGAGUCCUGAGCAUUAGUCUCAUGUUAUGAAUGGUAUGCAAUUGGAAACUCUCUGACUCAAUGCUGUUGGUGUAGAGCUCUCAGGACUCAACCAUGAUUACCACUGCUGCACCAACCACUACUAUUCCCCACCAGCAACCACCACCAAAUUCCAUACCCUUCAAACGCAAGAGACUGAUACCUCUCACCUGCUUCUUUUCUCUUCUUACCCCUUCCAAAUCCUCCUUUCCUUUCUCAUUCUUUCACCCCAUACUCUUUCAACAUGCCAAUGCUCUCCCCAUCUUUUCUCACUCUUUCCCUUCUCUUCCCCAUCACAGCCCUUGCUCAAAACAAUGCAGAAACUACCUGCCAGAAUACAAAUUAUCAGAUUUUCCUCCCUCCACCAUACCAAAAUAUAUCCUCUACCAUAUGCAAGCCUGUUUGGAAUACCUAUGAAAUGAGGUACACCAAGAAUGGUGAUAUCACAACUAUCAUACUAUCUGCUCCCUACACCGUUGGGUGGGUGGGAAUUGCAUUUUCCAGAAAUAGUUCCAUGGUUGGUUCAAGCGCAAUGGUGGGAUGGAUUAACAAGCAUGGUCACACUAAAAUCAAGCAGUUUUAUCUAAAGGGUAAGAAGCAAUCAGAAGUUAUAGCAGGCAAAGGCGAACUACCUCUAAAUACUGUGUCUCCUGCUGUUGCCACAAAUGGAGCUGAAAUUUAUUUGGCAUUUCAGCUCAAAACGGAGAUUCCAUAUAGAAAGCAGCCGAUUUUAUUGGCCUUUAGCACUAAGACUCCACAAAAUCACCACCUCUCAAACCAUGAUGACAGAACAUCCAUCAUAUUUGAUUUUUCUUCAGUGGCAGGUCCACAAGAUCCAGCAUCAGAUGGGUUGAUUCAGAUGAGGAGGAACCAUGGAAUAGUGGGAAUAAUAGGAUGGGGACUAAUCCUUCCAGUAGGGGCAAUUGUUGCCAGAUACUUGAGGCACAAAGAUCCCCUUUGGUUUUAUCUCCAUUCAGUUAUUCAGUUUGUUGGAUUUGCAUUUACACUAGGCACAGUCCUUCUUGGAAUACAGCUCUACAACAACAUGCAUGCUCACAUACCAGCUCACAGAGGCAUAGGCAUCUUUGUCCUUGUGCUAACUAUUCUUCAGAUACUGGCAUUCUUCUUGAGGCCAAACAAGGAUUCCAAGUAUCGGAACCUUUGGAAUUUGUACCACAGUUGGUCUGGAAGAAUGGCACUUUUCUUUGCAUCCUUGAACAUAGUACUGGGAAUGCAAGCGGCUGGGGCAGGGAGUGAUUGGAAGAUAGGUUAUGGAUUCCUUGUUAGUAUCAUAAUCAUUGCAAUUGUGGUUUUGGAAGUAUUGGCAUAUUUGAAAAGGUCAGAGAAGCGUUCACUUCAUGCAAGUUUCCAAAUGGACUCAGUUCCAGAUCCUUCCUUUCCAAAUAAUUUUUCCAAAGGGUGAAUGAAUCCUUUACUUGCAGUGUCAAAUGUUCCCAUUCAAGCACAAGCAGGCUAUGGAAUAUGAUCAAUGGUCUGUAAUUGUUGACCUAUUCUUGAUGUAUAUAUUCAAACAGCUACAAGUUUGACAAGGUGCAGCAAUGUUAGGCUUCCUCACUUGAAUUUGGUUUGUUUUUGUGAUUGAGUUUUCUGCUAUUGCUUGGUCAGAAAUGUAAUAUUGUGUUUACAAAGCUCUUUUGGCUUUUUUUUUGGAUGUAAACAUAGUACAACUUAAGAAGCAGAUUGGUCAGUGAUAAUGUAUAAUCAUUGUUCGGAAGCAAUAACAUAUAUUGCUUUUGUUUUGUUGAAAACCUUUCCUCUAAACAAUUGGGGAAUUAUGUAGUUCCGAUGCUGCAUUAAGAAAUGACGAAUUUGAUUACCA
Molecule: messenger RNA, 2459 nt
Organism: Arachis stenosperma
Lineage: Eukaryota; Viridiplantae; Streptophyta; Magnoliopsida; Fabales; Fabaceae
Product: cytochrome b561 and DOMON domain-containing protein At3g61750-like
Exons: 5
Coding region: 864-2042 (392 amino acids)
Source: RefSeq, a predicted model, not a curated record